AACCUGGAGAAACCAUUAUUUGAGCGUUUAAUUUUUCUUUUUUAGCAGCAGGAUGAAUUACUCGACGUAUUAUUGUCGGAAAGUGUCGUGCUUGGCCGAGUAACCAGGCCAAAAAUCCAAUAUGGUGGACGAAGUGGUUCUUUCGUGAAAUGAUAGUUUAUAUAUGGUUUAUAUGACUUUUACCGAAUGUAACUUCAUUAAGAACUUGGGAUAGCGUGCAGAAAACCUUAUAAAGUUCUGAAAGUUAAAAUAGAGGGAAUACAUUAUGUUUUACGGUGUAUUUAUGGGGCGGACUUGCUGUAGGUUUUCGACUUCAAGGUUUGAAAUAUUGCGUCAUUUUUCAGGAUUAAGUGUGCAGCAAAGCAGGAAUAGGGUACAUGGUUCGUCGAAACAUUUAUGUUUAUCAAGAGUUGUUUCUCGAAGAACUUACAGCACACAAGGAGAUAAAGUUUUAAACGCAGAACAAACUAAGCAUUUGGAAAUACAUGCAGGAGAUCUUCCCAAAUUAACGAACGAAAACACUAAUAAUGAUUUUGAUAGUAAUAUACCAGAGUUAUUCGAAGGAGAUGAUGAUACGUCUGACCCUUGCGCAGGACUUGAUUUCAAUGAUACGACAAACGAAAAUGUUGAUGUGUCAAAAAAUACGAAUGAGUUUGCGGGAGAAAGUAUAGAAGAUGAACGGUUUCCAAUACCAUCAGAGCCGCUUGAUAAAGGUUGAGACCUUUUGCUUUAUAUAUAUUGUAAUGCAUUCAUCAGAUAAAGUACAAGAAAAGCUGCCGACUACCUUGCUUAUAUGCCUAUUAAAUUAACAACUUAUAACUUUUUAAGUAAUAAGUAUUAAUUAUUAUAUUGAUACACUGUUUGGAAUAGUUCUGGUGUUUUCGUGUGUAAGGAAAACGGACGGAGUAUUCUAUAAUCGCUCCACACCAUGCAUUAAACAAACUUCGAAAGAUUCCCCAAAACUUUUCACUAAGGUUUUCUAAACUUUGCUCUCGUUAUUCCGAAGCAAAGAACUUUCUAAGAUCAUGAAUUUCGAACUAUGCUGCAAAAACAGAAAUUUUCACGUCAAAAUUUUGUAUAUAUAGCAGCCUGUUGCCUUUAUAUCAUAAACGGCUUCUUCGAAAUAAUUCGAAAUGAAAGCAGCUAAAUGAAUUUCAAGCUUCACCAAGUUCGAAAUUCGCAAAGAAAUUUGUGAGUUCGUGGGCUGUGGCCAAUUUCAGAAAUAACAAAUAAAGUUGUAAAAUCCUCUGUAGGAGUUUGUAAUACUUAUUUAACUAAACUUCUUUAACCACUAAUUUCUUUGUUGGAAAUUCUAGCGAAGAUUUACUCCUGCCUUAAAGCGUUUUUCAGUCAUCGUCAAGUUGAAGCAGAGGCAAAAGAACAUGGCUUAGAUAGUAAGAAAUUACGACGUGACAUUUUAAUAUCAAUUCUCUUUUUUCUGCGCUAAAAACCUGUCUUUCUUAUAGGAAAUUUAUUUGUAGAGACGUUUAAGAGUUUUAGAAGAAAUAUUUUCAAAGAAGCGAAAGUCGAUACAGAUCUUUAUAACAUACUUUAUGAAUUACAAAAUGGCAUAGGUAAUAUUGUGUCAGAGUUACUGAUAAACUUGUUACCUUGUAUUAUGAAUUUUCCCCCGGCCUUUAUUUUUCGAACCUAUAGCGUAUACACACGAAGUUUUUACAACGCCGCAAUCACACUGUCUUCCUAAAUUUAGGCCAUGUAGACGACUUGCUACCGUACUUUCUCAGCUAUGCUAAACGAUUGUAUCCAGUGUUAGAUUGCCUGGAAGAGUUAAAAGAAAUUAGCGAUUUCAGAGGACCAUCUGAUCUGUAAGUACAGUAUAAUAGAGGGUAGAGUGACAUGUGAUACGAGUCAUUCCUUUGACUCUAGCUGUCUAGCAAGUCAGGGAACAGUACAGAUAGAUCUCAUCAGUCUAGAUAAAGUUAGUUUGGUUCACGUUUCCUCAUGUUGUGGCACUGGAUUAUAACGAGAUGCCCCUUACUGGAUCUCUACGUAAAACAGUUUAGCAUUAUGAUAGGGCUAUAAGGUUGGUUUUUCCCUACCAACGAAUGCGCAGUUAAUUUUCAAACUACUGUUUAAGCAGACGUCACUUAUACUUUAACAUAACAUCUUAUUAAAAAGCGAAAGUAGUAAAUUGCAUGUUUCUAUGCCUAGAUUCCCUGAAGCUCGCGCGAUGAAAAGAAAGUUCAUCUUCCACGCAGGUCCUACGAACAGCGGUAAAACACACAAGGCAUUGGAAAGAUUCCAGAAUUCAAAAUCCGGUAUCUAUUGUGGACCUCUCCGACUGUUGGCGUCUGAAGUCUACCAGAAAACUAACGAUAAUGUAAGAAUUGUGAUGUGAUCAGAAGAAUUUUUGUUCCUAUACACGUAUAAUAAUAUAUAUAAUUGUGGUAUUCAAGGGCAUUCCAUGUGAUCUGAUAACCGGAGAAGAAAGGCGAUGGGCAGUAUCAGAAAAGGAACCUUCAAAUCACCUGGCUUGCACUGUGGAAGUGUGCUCUGCCACACGUGAAUGUAACCAUCUCAAAGUUGUUUUAUGAUUAUCUUCUAAAAUAUUAUUUGUACAGAUGAAGAAGAUUCAAUCUUACGGAUCGAAAACCGGUCUGAAGCUGUGCUGUGCAAAAUAUAUAGUCGUGGUGCUUUACACAAAAACGACCAUGCAUAUAUUUGUGGCCAUGCAUGCAAACCUGCGAAUAUCUUAUUUCUGCGCUUGUUUUUCAGAUGAUUGUGCUGUUAUUGAUGAGAUACAAAUGAUAGCCGAGUCUGAGAGAGGGUUUGCGUGGACUAAAGCCUUACUUGGUAAUAUGUAUAAAAAUGAAAACAUUUAUACGACGAGUUUGGAGUGAUCUCUUUUGGAUGAAAGAAUGUUGAUGGUUUAGCAACCGAUACGAGGAAGACGAUGGUGGAAAGACGAGAUCUUUCAAUAGACCUUUCCCCCUAUCAGUGAAAUUUUGAUCUAGAUAUGCCUGGACAAAAAUUUCAUCCCAGCUUGAAAGAGCAUCACAAAAUUAGUAAUAUUCCAAAGUUUCGUUGCGAAAUGUUGUAAAAUGCGGAUAAUAUAGCCUUGCGAAGUUCGCCGUUUUUCAGUCAUUUUGCAUUACAAACGGGAAAUUGAUAAUCAGAUGAUCAAACUGAUUAUCAAUUUCCCAUUUGUAAUACAAAAUGACUGAAAAACGGCAAAUUCGCAAGGCUAUAUUAUCCGCAUUUUACAACAUUUCGCAACGAAACUUCGGAAUAUUACUAAUUCUGUGAUGCUCUUCCAAGCUGUGAUGAACUUUUUGUCCAGACUUGUCUAGAUCAAAAUUUCACUCAAAAGGGGAAAGGUCUAAAUUCUAUUUACCACCAAGUACUACUACAUAUUAUGAAAAGGAUUAACAUCGUUUUCCCACUCUGAUAACUACCGAUUGAUCACCGCUGCUAGAAAAUAGUUCUUUAGUGAAACCCACUUAUAAAUACGAACAAAUCUCGGCACUGAGAAUUUCAUAUUUGAUUAUUCAGGUUUGCUAUCACCUGAAAUACACUUAUGUGGCGAGCCGACUGCAAUAGAUCUUAUCAAGAGGUUGGUCGAUUCUUGUGGAGAUGAUUUCGAGGUGAAAUUUAGGCACUAGAAUUGCCAUUUUUAAUUUUUACUUUUCUUUGGGAAAGGUGAAUUAAACUUGCCUCUCGUAGGAUUUGAAGAUACGAUUCCUCACAUUCAAUACUAUAACUAUAGUAGUAUUGCUAUCACAACUAUUAACUACGUGUUUAUGCCUGGUUUGUGCGUAGGUUGUAUAUCAUGAACGUCUGACUCCGCUAGAAAUAGAAAGUACAAGUUUAGGUCAGUAUUUUCUCUAAUUCUCUUGACCUUUAACAUUAGUGUUUGUUGGUUGAUAUGUUUAAUAAUAGUUUCUUAAAGCUGGAAAGCUAGUAUACAUAAACUCUAGUCUGUCGUAGUACGAGUCCAUUAUUUCUUUGCGCUGCUAAUAGUGUACAAACUUUUCAGAUAGUGAUUUUUCAAAGAUUGAACGUGGGGACUGCAUUAUCGCUUUUUCUCAAAGAGAGUUGUACAGGAUAAGAAAGAUUGUAGAAUCCGCUUCAAAGUGGAAAUGUGCUAUUGUUUAUGGUGGAUUACCGCCAGGUAUAUAAUGCAAUUAAUGUAAUGUAGUUUAAUCUCGUUGUAACGCCAAUGUAAUAUAGUGUAAUGUCAAUUGAAUGUAAUGUAAUGUGGAUGUGCCAGUGCAGUGUGGUGUGGUGUAAAUGUAAUUUUGUUGGUAUUACUUUUUUCAUUAGCAACAAAAGUUGACCAAGCGAGGCGGUUCAAUGAUCCGAACGACAACUGUAAAGUUCUUAUUGCAUCCGAUGCUGUUGGAAUGGGAUUAAAUCUGUAAGUAGAGUUGUCGAUGUCCUAAGGCGGCUUUAAAUGGAAUCAUUUGCUGUGUUACACGCCAUUCUUAGAGAUAAACUUCACGAGCAGCGUUCGAAACGCACGUUGAGGGGUAGUCUGACUUAGGUAUUUGAGAACCUUUUGGACCACAGGUAAGAAACCUUACUCUUGCCAGACUGUGGACUCUGCUUCGGGGUGAUUUCCCAGAACACUGCGACGGAGAGGGGGUUGAUUCCCUAGAACAUUGCCGUAUUCCUUCAGUGAUGAUCGCGUCCCAUAAUCAGCACCCCGUCCACCACCAGAUUAAGUUGGAUUCUUUCAAAAGUACAUAAUCUUUUCCUCUACACAGAAACAUCCGAAGAAUAGUUUUCAGUUCGAUGGAGAAGUACGAUGGUACACAGAUGUCGACAUUGUCUUCUUCUCAAGUUAAACAGAUCGCAGGUCGAGCAGGAAGAUUUGGCACGGAAUAUCAUUCUGGUUUGGUUACAACGUGAGUCAAAAGCAAUCUACAGUAUACUGUAAUGGGUUUAAACACGCUGUCGGUUGAGCGCAGGCCCGUCUAGCCACCUUCAAACAUUAAUACUCUGCCUUGAUUUGUAAAUAAGAUGCAAAUCUUUAAUGCAUCCAUUACUCCAUAGUUUUAAGGCCGGACUAUCCAGAAUAAAUAUUUACUCUAAAAUUCUGAACAGCCUUCACGAAGAAGACUUGGCAACAUUGCGUGACCUGAUGAGUCAAGGAAGUGAAAAUAUAAAGGUAAUUUCCAUGAGUCAAGGAAGUGAAAAUAUAAAGGUAAUUUCCAUGAGUCAAGGAAGUGAAAAUAUAAAGGUAAUUUCCAUGAGUCAAGGAAGUGAAAAUAUAAAGGUAAUUUCCAUGAGUCAAGGAAGUGAAAAUAUAAAGGUAAUUUCCAUGAGUCAAGGAAGUGAAUAUAUAAAGGUAAUUUCCCAAGUGAUGCAUGAAGAAUAUGUCGAUGUAUUGGAAGAAAUAAAGAACUGUGUGAUAAUCAUUGAUUUAUUGUUCUAUUGCAUCGCUAUUUGUUGUUUUAUAUUUUCUUUGCUAGGAAGCAGGCAUUGCUCCUACAUCUGAGCAAGUAGAAAUGUUUUCAUAUCAACUUCCGAAAGCUUCUUUGAAAAAGAUACUUGUAAGUUAAAACAGAUUUCUAAGCUAAAACUGAAAUAUUUCAAUCCAAUAUUCAAGCAUCUUAAUAAUAAUUCAUACUUACGUUUCUGUCUGCUGUUUCAGGAAACUUUCUGUGGUUUGUCGCAAUUGAGCGGCAACUAUUUUAUCUGCAGUUUGGGAAAGAAAAAAGUAGGUUUUAGUUAAGUCAUAAUUAGAAAGUUUAACAGUUGGCGACUGCACCCCACGGUAUGACAUUAAUGUCCGCCUUGGCUUAAAACAAUUGAUUUUGUACUUUAGGUCACAGCAGAGUUAAUUGAGAAUAUUCCAUUGGCUAUCCGUGAUCGUUACACAUUGUUAAUGUCACCAGCGGACUGUCGACUGCCGUUUACCAGAGUUAUGUUAGUUCGGGUAGGUAUCAUCUGUUCACUAUCCUCGGAGUCAAAACAAGAAUAAGUUUGUGAUAUUUAGAUUUUAUUCCAAAAUCAUCAUCACACUAACGUUUUAAUUCUCGGCUGGUAUUGGGUUUUAUUUAACCAUAUUGUUUUCUUCUAGUUUGCUCGAGCGAUGAGUUCUGGCAAGAUCAUUUCAGCAGAAGGAUUACGCCGAGUGAUUGGUUGGCCUCCAAGUAGACCAACAUCAUUAAGAUCGAUGCAAGAACUAGAAGUACUACACGAAUCAUUUGAUCUCUAUUUAUGGCUAAGGUACACGUUUUGGUUUUCCUAUCAGUAAGAUCACGAAUUUAAAUGAGUUACUUUUGUUCCAUUCUAUGCAACAUUAGAAAGUUUCAGAUUUGACUCCGCUACCUCUCAUUGGCUUAGUCCGCAUCUGAUUGGUUAAUCGGAUAUGUAUGAAACGCAUCUGAUUGGUUAAUCGGAUGUAUGAAACGCAUAUGAUUGGUUAAUCGGUUAUAUGAAACGCAUCUGAUUGGCUAAUCGGUAAUAUUAAACGCAUCUGAUUGGUUAAUCGGAUAUAUCAAACACAUCUGAUUGGUUGAUAGUGCCUUAAUGGUAGUGAAAUCUGAAUCUCUCUAUUAUCAUAACAGUGAUAACUAGGCAUGCGAGUUAUCAAAAAAUCGGUUGGCCGGUUAGUUCUAUUGGUGAAAAGGUUUCUUUGCUGCUUUUGGUAAAUUAUGAUCAAUUAAUACCAAUGAUCAUUUCACACUGGUUCGGUGUUUCUCGAUAUUUCUUCCAGCAGCACUGUUUUUUUCCAGUUACCGUUAUCCUGAGAUUUUCGUUGACCGGGAGAAGAUCCGGGCUAUGCAAAGUCAACUACAAACUGUCAUCAAUAACUCGCUUUCAUCAAGUAUCGCACUUACUGGAAUUUUACCUCAGUCAACCGCUGUUACUACGGAUCGCAAAGGAAAUAAAGACGGGGAACAUAGAAUUAUUCGGGGUAGUAAGGAGGGUCAAGACAUUCGUGUGGUGAACAAAACUACUCAUUCGAGUAAUCAGCAAAGAAUAAUGGCAUUCGAACCUGGUAAUGACAUGUUUGUAAAAUAUUUGUAUUAAUAUAAGCAUAGGCAGUCGAGAUAUUGUCUGGAAACUCAGCAAACGGUAAAACGACCUUAAUCAGUUGUGAUUUUAUGUUCACGCGACUUCACGUGACCAUGCACAAUAUUUUGAAUUUUGCUUCUUAAUUAUCUUAGCUUAACUGCCUGUUACAUAUAGAUCAGUGGCUGAGCUGUGCGAGCGCCCGGGCUGCAUGUUUGAACGAUAUGGAUGAUUGCUUCAUCAUGUCAAAAAUUUAUUCUCAAGAAGACAGAACAAAGACUUCGGCCGAGAUUCCAUAGCGCAUUUUGAAUGACUAUGAAAAUUUAAAAACUUUGUAAACAUACAUUUUUUGCUUCCACUGCUAUCUCCCAAACGUAAUCAUCAUCAUCUUCUCGAUCAGACGGUUCGGACUAUUGAUUUGCACUAUUCACGAUUUCUCAUUAUAUCCUCAAGUUGUUCCUUUGAAUUUCAGUAUUUUCCACAAUUUGAUUGACACAAAUCCUUGGAGCUCUUCUCCUCCACGCUCGUUCCCUGACCUUUCUUACUGUUGACGUAUCUUCCUCAAUUAGCCUUUCUCACGCUUGGUUUAUCCGCCAUUUGGGGGUACUGCCUGUCUCAAGUCUGUAGUUGUGUGUUUAAUGGUAAAUUUACAGUUACAACUUUGAAAAGUCGUUUUUCAAAUUGUUUAGACUGUCUAGAUUCUCUGACGUGAGGAGACAGUGCCCAAAACAUGGCGGAUAUUGACCCGCGUGAGAAGUCAUUACAAGUCUUCUUUUCUUACCUUGUGAUGGUUUCCAAUGGAUCAACUGACGUCUCCACCAAAUUCAAUAUUUUUUCACCAACAUUAUUACUUAUCCUACGUAGUUUCCAAAAGUAAAACAUCACAAUCUUUUUCUCGCAGGUCAGGACAAGCUGUGGUGGGAGAGAAGUAGAAAACAAAGCAACAAAACGUCCCUGACAACCAAACUAUUGAAGGAAAAAGUUUUGACUCGUCGCCAGCUAGACAGACUUUACGAUGAAUGGAAACAGAACUCCGUAAAACAUAGAAAAUCUAAUAAUAAAUAUACUGAAAUACUAUGAAAUGAAAAUAUACACUUACGGUAUAUAGACUUGAUUGUGUUGUGUGGUUAGAGAACCCUGAUAGCGUUGUAACCACUUGAAAUUUUGCAAUAAACUUCGCGUAGAGCGAAUACACAUUGUCAACAUAUGAGCACUUUUUCUGGCUGGAAAUUUUUAUAAUCUACCAAUGCUUUCACGGUUGAAAAAUUACUGUUACACUUUUGUUACAGUUAUUGAGUUAUUGUUCAAAUUAAGGCUUUCACUGUCAAGACGAUAUCGUCACAGGAUAUGGUGCUGUUUAUCUUUGUAUUUUGCUUAAUUAUUAAUAACGUUGAGAAUCAUUAAACCUACACACUAUUCACACUAUAAACACGAAGCUUACACUGGUCUUACGUUCUCAAUGUUGCACAAAUAACGUUGAGAAUCAUUAAACCUACACACUAUUCACACUAUAAACACGAAGCUUACACUGGUCUUACGUUCUCAAUGUUGCACAAAUUGCUUUUGCACAAAGUUCCCGACCUUCAACAGACUCCAGAUCGUAUAGACCGAGUAAAUAAUCUGCUGGUAAGGAGCCUGGGACAUACGAUAACACUUCAGCUAU
Messenger RNA from Paramuricea clavata, 8647 nucleotides. The record is from the annotation of a GenBank genome assembly. Lineage: Eukaryota; Metazoa; Cnidaria; Anthozoa; Malacalcyonacea; Plexauridae.